AUGUCGCAUUCGUCUAACGCGAACCCAGUGCCCAAACUAUACAAGUCUAUUAUCGAAGAUGUAAUUGAGGGAGUGAGUGAACUGUUUGCUGAAGAAGGUGUAGAUGAGCAGGUUCUGAAAGAACUAAAACAAUUAUGGGAAACCAAGGUGAUACAGUCUAAAGCUACUGAAGGUUUCUUCCGAGAUUGCAGCACUGCACCUCAAUUUGUUCUACAAUUGCCACAGAAUUUACAUCAGUCAAUUCAUACAUCAACAGGUGUACGAAACAUUCACAAUUUUGGAACAAAUGAAAUGAAUUCAUCUGGACAAAACAGUGCAUUUACUCUUCCACCUGGCUUAACUUAUCCCAUCCACCUUCCAGCUGGAAUGACUGUGCAAACUGCAUCUGGGCAGGUAUAUAAAGUGACUGUACCCGUAAUGGUUACCCAAGCACCUGGGGCUACAAGAAUUCUUCAACAGCAGCCAGCUCAGCAUUACUUUCAACACAUGAGUCAUUCCACUGGACCAGCAACUAGCAGUCAGUUUGGGAAUGCUCAAGCUGGUCAUAAUUGGCAACCACAAGUACCACAAGUUCAAAGACCAACUUCUGAAUGUGCCCCUCUGUAUGAAGCAGACUCCAAUGUAGAAAAGAAUUUUGAAAAUAAUGAUCAGGCUUCAUUUACUCAGCAGUCUGCUAAUAUACAGCCGCAUCUUCAAAGUAAUGUGCUUAAUCAGCCUUUAAGUGGUUUAGCAGCAAAUAAUUUUAAUGUCAUGCCUCCGCCACUCUUCAGUACAAGACAGAUGGGAUUACCGAUGGUUAAUACUUCUGAUUCAGCUCUGAAUACCCUAAGCUUCACCCACACAGUUGCGAAUGAAUGUGCAGGACUGUUAAAAUCGCAGGUUCCUGAUAAUGAUGCACAACUGGAAGCACUACUAGAUGAGGAUGUUAAUGAAAAUGUUCAUCACAAUGUUCCUAUAGAUAUUAGUGGCGUAAACAUCCCUAAUGAUGUGUCUCUACUAGAAAAGCAAAUUUUACAUGUGGAGGAUGAUAUAAUUCAAGUAGAUGGGGCUGGUGAUACUUCCUCCGAAGAAGAUGUAGGAAAUGUUAGAGACAUAGAUGAGAAUGAGCUCCUUGGCAUUAUAGACACAGAAGAUCUCAAAGCUUUAGAAGAGGAGGACACUGCAUCAAAUGGUACAACUAGCAGUAGCAGUGAUGAUGAAGAUCCAGAGAUUGAUGUCAUUGAAGAGGACCCUCUGAAUUCUGGAGAUGAUGUAAGUGAACAAGAGGUUCCAGACCUGUUUGAUACAGACAAUGUAAUAGUGUGCCAGUAUGAUAAGAUUCACCGGAGUAAAAAUAAAUGGAAAUUUUACUUAAAAGAUGGGGUCAUGUGCUUUGGAGGAAAAGAUUAUGUGUUUUCCAAAGCCAUUGGCGAAGCUGAAUGGUAAAUUAUCUUUGGCCCUGUGUAGUGUGCAAUAGCACUUUUUUUUUUUUUUUUUUUUUAAUCACAUUCUGUAACGUUUGCAAUAUACCUUUGUACAAUUUUGUUUCUGACCCGCCAUCUUAA
Molecule: messenger RNA, 1544 nt
Organism: Pelobates fuscus (common spadefoot toad)
Lineage: Eukaryota; Metazoa; Chordata; Amphibia; Anura; Pelobatidae
Gene: GTF2A1L
Product: general transcription factor IIA subunit 1 like
Exons: 9
Coding region: 1-1425 (474 amino acids)
Biological process (GO): transcription initiation at RNA polymerase II promoter; transcription by RNA polymerase II
Cellular component (GO): transcription factor TFIIA complex
Source: RefSeq, a predicted model, not a curated record